Drosophila navojoa is the source of this 1769-nucleotide messenger RNA. RefSeq lists its product as uncharacterized. The record is from RefSeq and is a predicted model, not a curated record. Lineage: Eukaryota; Metazoa; Arthropoda; Insecta; Diptera; Drosophilidae.
AAGUCUGCCAGGAAAACUUUCAGUAGUCUCUCCAGUUCAGCGCCAUGCAGUACAGUUGGCUGCCGCAGGAAAGACGCCAGGUGAAGAUACGCGAGAAGCCGCCCUUGGUUAUAUCGCUGCAGCGCUUUGAGCGGAUCCAAGCUAAUGCCAACAAAGCGGCUGAGCAGCAGCAGCAGGAAAAACAGAAGCAACGUCAAUUGGAUGACGAGAAGUUACGCCUGGGCGGCGAGGAGCUACUUCGACGCUUUGCUGGACGCAAUGUAUGCCCCACGGAGCAGGAGCAAUGCCAAAGGGACCAACUGGAGCAGCAGCAGCAGCAGCAGUUGGCCAAAGAACGGGCGCAGGAGGAGAGCAUUGCGGUACAGCGAGAGGAGCAGCUCAAGCAAAAGCAACGCAUCGAGAAGGCGCAACAGCUGCUGGAGCAACUGCGUCCGGGUCCACGGGAGCUGCACUGCGCCAAGCUGCAAAGCGAGGUGCUGCGCGGCAUCAUUACCCAGAGGCAGCUGCAGACACAGUUUGCGGCAGCUACCGAGCAGCAGAGAGAUCUGGACAAACGCAUCUACAGCGAACAGGUGCUCAAUGGGCUGGAGGAGGCGCAGCUGCGGCAGAAACAGCGCAGCCAGCAGCUGAGCAAGCACAAGCGGGAGCUACUCAAGUCCAUCGAGCAGCGUCAGCAGGAACGCAAUGCGACGAGAGCUGAGCAACUGGAGAUCGAACGCAAAGAGCGAGAGCGCAAUGAGCUGCAAGUGAAGCAGCACCUAGAGAAGGAGCGCACCGAGCAGACGGCUAAGGUGCAGCAGACCCGACAGUAUGCCUUGGCUUCGCUGGAGGCAGCCGAGCACCAACGGCAGCAGCAGCAGCUGAUAGACAAGGUGGAGCUGACGCUCUGCGAGGUGCACAACGAGGCCAAGACCAAGCUGGACAACCUGAAGAAUGAUCUGGCCAAGCAGCGCGUGCAGCGGCGACUGCAGCUCAACGACCAGCUGGCACAGCAGCUAGCACCACGGCUCCACUACAGCGCUAGCGAGGAUCAGCGACGCCACGAGAGGCAGCUGGCGGAAAUGCGACGAGCGCACAGUGUGGAGCAGCAGGCACGUCGCCAGCGGCGGGAGCAGUCCAAAGCCCAGCGCCAGGCCAUGCAGCGAGAAGAGCAGCUGCAGGCCGAGGCAGCCAAGCAGCGGGCGAAGGCGGAACACAACGACGACGUGGCUAGGCGACUGGAAAACGAACGCAUUCACGUGCAGUUCAAGCUGCAGGAGCGCCAGGAGCAGCUGCGUCGCCAGCACGAGUUGCGCGCUGAGCUAGACAAGCAGGAGCAGCAGCGGCGCGAGGCAGAGGCACGGCCAACCACUAACUACAAUCGCUUGGCGCAGCUGGAGUGCCUGCGUGAAGAUGCUCGCUUCAUGGACUAUGCCCACCGACUGAUGAUCGAGGCGCAGAGCAGAGGCUGUCCCCUGCAGCCCUUCAUGCGCGUCCUGGAGCAGUACAAGAGCGCGAAUCGCAUUGGCGCCGAGGUGCGUGUGCCGAGGCAUCUGGUUACGAAGUUGACCCUGGGACGACGCACUAAAGGAGACAGCCCAGCAGAGCAGCAGGCGAGCAAGGAACAGAGCACGAGUGAGGAAGAAGAGUACAGUAGAAGAAUAGAGGAGACCCUGAAGAAAAUUCAAGCUCUCGUUUUGGAAGACUCCAAACGGAAAGAUGAGCAAAAAAACAAGGAAACGGAAGAAUUGCAAAGUAAUUCGAAAGAAGAAGGAAAGUAUGAUAAAUAG